This is a messenger RNA of Theobroma umbraticum, 1584 nucleotides long. RefSeq names its product uncoupling protein 2 (gene UCP2). Gene Ontology annotation, biological process: transmembrane transport. NCBI's taxonomy places the organism in Eukaryota, Viridiplantae, Streptophyta, Magnoliopsida, Malvales, Malvaceae. The record is from RefSeq and is a predicted model, not a curated record.
AGACAAGCUCAACAACCGUAUACAUGUGAAACAAAACGAGGAUGUUAAUGGCAGCAGUAAAUUAAUGAGAAAACAAGAAAGAAGAUGAGAGGGAGUGAAAAACCCAGUUGCACAACCUUAAAUGGGUGCCAAUGAAGGCGUUUUUUAAUUAUUCUGUUUCGCCCUUUUAUCAAACAAAUCCUGUAUCUUUCUUUCCUUUUCCGUUCCUUUCAUUGUUUCACUGUCACUCAACCAAUUCAUUUCCUUUUAUUCGCCCCCAAAUCUCUGCUACCCAUUUCUCAUUUUCAGUUCCCGAUGGCAGAUCUCAAGUUCUCUUUCGCUGAAACUUUUCUUUGCAGUGCUUUUGCAGCUUGUUUUGCUGAGUUCUGUACCAUCCCUUUGGACACUGCCAAAGUCAGGCUCCAGCUCCAAAAGAAAGCAGUUGGUGAUGAAGUUAAUUUACCUAAAUAUAAUGGUUUGUUGGGUACUAUGGCUACUAUUGCUAAGGAAGAAGGUUUAUCGGCACUCUGGAAAGGAAUAAUUGCUGGCUUACAUCGCCAAUGCAUUUAUGGAGGUUUAAGGAUUGGGUUAUAUGAACCUGUCAAAACAUUUUUAGUUGGCAGUGAUUAUGUUGGAGAUAUUCCUUUGUACCAAAAAAUUCUUGCAGCGCUAUUGACCGGUGCUCUAGCUAUUGCGGUUGCUAAUCCUACCGACCUUGUCAAAGUUCGGUUGCAAGCUGAAGGAAAAUUUCCAGUUGGGGUCGUUAGGCGUUAUUAUGGGACUUUGGAUGCGUACUACACCAUAGUUAGACAAGAAGGACUAGGGGCACUGUGGACUGGGCUUGGUCCCAACAUUGCACGAAAUGCCAUUGUAAAUGCUGCUGAGCUAGCCAGUUAUGAUCAAGUGAAACAGACAGUUUUGAAAAUUCCAGGGUUCUCAGACAAUGUCCUAACUCAUCUUCUAGCAGGUCUUGGAGCUGGUUUCUUUGCAGUCUGUAUUGGUUCUCCCAUUGAUGUGGUGAAAUCUAGAAUGAUGGGAGACUCUGGCUACAAAAACACUCUUGAUUGUUUUAUUAAGACUUUGAAGAAUGAGUUGAUGCAUCACAGGGAUUCCUUGCCUUUUAUAAGGGGUUUCUUCCAAAUUUCAGUCGGUUGGGAUCUUGGAAUGUGGUUAUGUUUUUGACUCUUGAGCAGGCCAAGAAAGCUUUCCGGGGGGAAUUAUAUUAUGACUGAUUUUAGUUUGCAACUAGGAAGACACAGCUUUUGCUUGCUUGUCACUUCAAUUCUUGAGAAGUAUAUUUUUUGAACGGAGAGUAAGGUAGGCAUUGCAUUGCCAAAUUUUUUUGUAACUUUUCAUUUAUCUUAUAUAAAAUAGUGUCAUUGUAACUAUCAGUGCACGUUUAAGUUACUAGUUAAAUAUCUUUUAGAGGGUAUUAUUACUAUGCCUUUUUGUGGAAGUACAAGCUGUCUGUCUGCCUCCUCCCAACCAAACUGAAAUCGGCAAAUAUCUGCCUCAUUGUAUUUGGAAUCAUGUAAUACCUGCAUUUGUGGGACAUUCAACAAAUAUUGCUUAUUCUUGUAGUAAAACGUGAGGAUUUAAAUUGUA